Paramecium octaurelia is the source of this 408-nucleotide messenger RNA. The record is from the annotation of a GenBank genome assembly. Lineage: Eukaryota; Ciliophora; Oligohymenophorea; Peniculida; Parameciidae.
AUGGGAACUGCCUGCUCUUUGAAUCAAUAAUCCAUAGAAUUAUCACCUCAAAUAAUAUUAGAUCGCUUUGAACUUAGAGCCUACCCAUUUUAAUGCAAUGCUAAACUCUAUACUCAUUGCCCUACUAGACAGGAAAUUUCUAAAUUUUUAGUAUAAUAAUCUAAGGAGUUCAUUGAUGAAGAAUAGCCAUCCGAUUCUGGUGAGUCUUUUUUGGAAGAUUCUCACAAAAGAACAGAAUCUUAAAACACAUAAAGAAAUAGUUUAGAUUUCUCAAUAAAUAAAACAGAAAUUCAUAAAAAAGGUAUUCUCAGAAAACCUCAUUCUUUAAAAACGAUAAGUCAAAAAUCGGUUUAAUAAAGACAAAAAAAGAAGGUUCAUUUUUAAAAGUCUAAAUUUGUUAAUAUGUGA